CUGGAGAAAACUUUAAUUACACAGCAAACACCACGAUGGGAGUGGGGUUGGUGCCAAACACCAGCACACGAAACGCUCCUUGGGGAUGGGUGGUAUAAUUAAUACUACUUUAGGAUGAGUUCUGCUGCUUUUUCCGACCAUCCAACCACUAAACAGUCCUGCCGGUAUCACGAUUUUGCAGACUAGGACGCUUGAUUGAAAGCAAACAUUUGCAACAGUGGUGCUGCUGAGUUGUUCGUACUGGCUAGUGCGUGCCUUCGAUUAAUAUAAAGCUGCUUCUGUUUAUUCAACAUUUUUGCCGAGAAAGUGUUUGGCUUCGUUUCUGCUCCUGUCACUCAUCAGAUUGUGCUGAGUCAUCGUUAUGCAGUGCUCAACCUGCAAUGCACCCACCGAUAGUGCUAAUUCGGUGUCCUGUGCCGGUGUUUGUGGUUCCAAGCAUCACACCCAUUGCACGGGGUUGUCCCGUGAUUCUACUCGUGAGCUUGGGCGUAAUAAUCAAUUGUUGUGGUUGUGCAAAACAUGUCACGAGUUUCGCAUUGGCACAAAUUCACUUCUCACAAAUCGGCUAUCAAGAGCGAUUUGCUUCCUGAGAUCCUCGCUCUCGUUGAUAAGCGAGCGCUAACACCCAUAUUAGCUAAGCCGUCUGUUAGCAACGCAUCGCGAUCGCACACAUCCACUAAUGUAUCGUCGCUCAAUGCCACAAAUACAUCCAGAACGACUAAAACAGCUUCCGCUCGCCGUACAUUUACUAACUCAACGGAGCUCACUGAUGAUAUCCAAGCUGCGAACGAUACCAACACUGUGGAUGAUUCUGACAACUGUAACCACUACAAUCAUCGUACUAAGCCGACUAGUGAUGUUAGUGCUGGAAACUAUCGAACAAAUACACAAGCAUCUUCUGAUCCUGUUUUGAACCAAAACACCACCAACACGGGCAUAGCCGAGAAAGUAUGGUUAUACUUCACGAACAUCAAAUCGCAUGUCUCGGCUGAUGAUAUGCGUGUGUGGCUUAAAGCUGUGCUACCAACGGACGAUAUUAAUGUUUACCGUCUCACGAAAAAGGGUGUGAACCUGGACUCGAUGUCCUUCAUAUCGUUCAAAGUGAGUGUUCCUAAAUCUCUUAAGGAGCUUGCGCUGCAGUCUACUAUUUGGCCAGUUUCACUUACUGUUCGGGAGUUUGUUGCUCGUGGCCUACCAAAGCAACGUGUACAUGAAAGGGCUCGAUUUGACCCUUCUGAGCUUAUUUCGCAUCGUACAAAUAGUGAAAAUUGCUCUUCAGCUGUGCCAAAAACUACCGCUCAUCCGGAUCAUUUUUUGGAACAUCGAUCGCCACCCCCACAGCGCGUGAUUCUAUCACCAUCCCAGAUGACCGAGAUCUUAGAGGCUAUUCAACUGGAGUUUCCUCCCACACCGCCUCAGUUAUCACCGGGGGUGGGGCUUCAAUCACAAUCCAAUCUCAGCAACUCGAACCGCUCACCACAGAUCAGCCCGUUUGCCAAACGGAUAGCUCACAAUUAAUAGACCCAUUUGUGAUAUAUUACCAAAAUGUUCGAGGCCUUCGCACCAAAUACA
Anopheles coluzzii is the source of this 1572-nucleotide messenger RNA. RefSeq lists its product as uncharacterized. The record is from RefSeq and is a predicted model, not a curated record. Bases 520 to 1518 code for a protein of 332 amino acids. The transcript is spliced from 2 exons. Lineage: Eukaryota; Metazoa; Arthropoda; Insecta; Diptera; Culicidae.